Molecule: messenger RNA, 650 nt
Organism: Chelonus insularis
Lineage: Eukaryota; Metazoa; Arthropoda; Insecta; Hymenoptera; Braconidae
Product: replication protein A 14 kDa subunit-like
Exons: 3
Coding region: 154-570 (138 amino acids)
Biological process (GO): double-strand break repair via homologous recombination; DNA replication; base-excision repair
Cellular component (GO): nucleus; site of double-strand break; DNA replication factor A complex
Molecular function (GO): single-stranded DNA binding; damaged DNA binding
Source: RefSeq, a predicted model, not a curated record
UUGUUCAUCUUUUUGGCGGGAUGUUGUACACAUGUAUAUUGAUGUCAACAAUAAAUAAAUUGUGCUUGGACAAAUCUUUUAUUGUCAAUUUCUAUUUAUAAACGUACUGAUUAAUUCCAGAAUAUCUGAUUUAUAAAAUAAUCAAAUAAAAAUAUGGCAACAGCGAGGUUACACAUAACAGGCAAAUAUUUGCCCCAAAGCAUUGACAAAAAUGUGGUGAUUGAGGGUAUGCUAACCAAAAUCAGCUCUGAUGGACGAAGUGUUGAAUUAACUACGUUUGAUAAGAUUAAAGUUAAUGUUGCCUUAUCACAACCUUUUGAAGGUGAACCUAGUGGGAUUAUGCAAAUUUUUGGAACUGUAAAAUCGAGAACAACAUUAGCUGCAACAAGUUAUGUUGUAUUUCCAGACGAUGAUGAAGGAUUUGAUCCUGAAGAUCACAAUGACUUUACAACUGUACUUCAUGUAACUGGUCGUCAGAAUCUUCUUGAAAGUUCGAACAUAGUAGCAGAAGAAACAGGAGAUGGAACAGCUGAUACAAGCUAUCAAGAAGAUUACGGAACUGACAUGUAAUUUUAAUUUUAUUUUAUAUUAAUGUAAUUAAAUAAGUUUGGAUGACUUUAAAAAAGUUAAUAAAUUAAAAAAAAAAUGCA